AGUUGCCACCACAGCAGAUACAUCAUCCAUUCGUCCAGGUGGACAGAAAAGGAAGGAAAACUGAAGAUGGGGCUUUUGGCUUUCUUUGGUCUCAGCUUCCUAAUUGCUGCUCCAUUUUUGAGAGGUGCUGAGGCUGCCUGCUGCCACAUGGACUGGUUGCCGUACGGUUCCUACUGCUACAAACUCUUCAGCGAUAAAGUGAGCUGGGCUGAGGCAGAGAUUGCCUGCCAAGAUUACUUCCUCGGCGGUCACCUGGCCUCCAUCCACAGCGCGGAACAAUCUGCCGCGCUGGCCAAGUACAUCAAUAAAUACCGCAAAGAUGGAAGUUGUGUCUGGAUUGGACUGUGUGACCCCCUGAAGGUGGGGGUCUUAUUGCUGGCUUAUUUUGGCUUCUAA
Molecule: messenger RNA, 396 nt
Organism: Podarcis raffonei (Aeolian wall lizard)
Lineage: Eukaryota; Metazoa; Chordata; Lepidosauria; Squamata; Lacertidae
Product: C-type lectin lectoxin-Thr1-like
Exons: 4
Coding region: 67-396 (109 amino acids)
Source: RefSeq, a predicted model, not a curated record